Medicago truncatula (barrel medic) is the source of this 2896-nucleotide messenger RNA. Its product is annotated as probable receptor-like protein kinase At5g24010. The record is from RefSeq and is a predicted model, not a curated record. Gene Ontology annotation, cellular component: plasma membrane; plasmodesma. The transcript has a single exon. Bases 240 to 2624 code for a protein of 794 amino acids. Gene Ontology annotation, biological process: protein autophosphorylation. NCBI's taxonomy places the organism in Eukaryota, Viridiplantae, Streptophyta, Magnoliopsida, Fabales, Fabaceae. Gene Ontology annotation, molecular function: transmembrane receptor protein tyrosine kinase activity; ATP binding.
CACCUCAUGUAAACAUUACCACUAAUAAUAAUGAAGUUAAUGUCAACAAUCCCUUUGACUUGUAUACCAAACCAAAUUCAUGUUCAAAUACUGUUUCUUUUCUUCUCUUUUUAUUACUCUUCACUGCAAAAUAUCUUCAGUUUCUAACUUACCAACCAAACAAAAAAAAAACACUUCAGUUUCUAGUUUCUACUUAUUCUUGAUGUGAGUUUCAAAAACCAUAGCUUUUUUCUUCUUCCAUGGACACUCAUAAUCUGAUUAUACAUUUCAUUUUUCUCAUUUUCAUUCCAUUUUCAUCAUCUUCUUUCACUCCUACAGAUAACUACCUUCUCAACUGUGGAUCAAAUAACAAUGCUACCAUUUUCAAUAGGCUUUUCAUAGGUGAUGAUUCUACCAACCUAGGCUCAAAUUUUCUCUCUGCAGAGAAAUCAAUUUCCUUAACCAACCAAAACCCAUCUCCAAAUUUGGCUACUUUGUAUCACACUGCAAGAAUUUUCACUAGUAAGGGAAGCUACAGAUUCACCUUGAAACAAAAUGGUACCUUCUUUGUUCGUUUUCAUUUUUCGUGUUUUAAGGCUCAAGGUUUUGAUCUAAAAGAUGCAAAGUUUAAUGUCUUGGUUGGUGAGAAAUUGGUUCUGAGUAAUUUCAAGCUCAAUCUCAAGCCUAGUAAUGAUACAGUUAUAAAAGAGUUCAUUUUGAAAUUUGAGUCAAAUUUGCUUGAAAUUGUGUUUAGACCUGUUAGUGAUUCUGGUUUUGGUUUUAUCAAUGGUAUUGAAGUGUUUUCUGCUCCUGAAGAUUAUGUUGUAGAUUAUGGAGCUAGGUUUGUUGGUCCUUUUGGUGUUAGGGAAUACAAGAAUCUUUCUAAUGUUUUAGAAACUAUUCAUAGGAUUAAUGUUGGAGGUGAAAAAUUAACUCCUUUUAAUGAUACCCUUUGGAGAACAUGGAUUCCUGAUAAGGAUUUUCUGGUUUUUAAGGAUGCAGCUAAGGCUGUAGUGAGCACUCACACACCAGAUUAUCAGAAAGGGGGCGCGGCUAGAGAGAUCGCGCCGGAUAGUGUUUAUAUGACUGCUCAGGAGAUGAAUAGGGAUCAUAAUUCCAUUUUAGCUUCACAAUUCAACAUAACAUGGAAUUUUUCAGUGGAUUCUAUUGGUGUUCGACAUCUUGUUCGGUUGCAUUUCUGCGAUAUUGUUAGUCCUUCUCUUAAUUUGUUAUACUUUGAUGUGUAUAUCAAUGGAUAUUCUGCAUAUAAGGAUGUUGAUUUGUCAUCCCUUACAUUCCAUAUGCUUGCAUCUCCGGUUUAUGUGGAUUUUGUUGUUGAUUCUGAUGAUUCGGGUGUUAUUCAAAUAAGUGUUGGCCCUUCUGAUCUUAGUAGUUCAAUGAGGAUGAAUGCGAUACUUAAUGGUGCAGAGAUAAUGAAGUUGUUGAAUGUUACGGAUUCACAUGUUGCUCCUAGGAAGAAAAAGUUGUUGGUAUUGGUUGGUUCAAUUGUAGGAGGAAUUGUUGUUUUACUUUUAGUUAUAGCUGUUUUUCUAGUUUGUUGCAGACGCAGGAAGAUGAAACCGAAAAUAAGGACGGUGGGAAGUAUUGGAUGGACGCCUUUACGCAUGUUUGGAGGGAGUUCUCUUAGUAGAAUGUCGGAAGGGACAGCUUAUCCGUCUCCCGGUUCAUGUGGAUAUUUAGGCUUGAAAAUAUCUUUUUCUGAUAUACAAUUAGCAACUAACAAUUUUGAUGAAAGUCUUGUUAUAGGUUCUGGUGGAUUUGGUAAGGUUUACAAAGGAGUAUUAAGAGACAAUGUAAAAGUUGCGGUCAAGAGAGGCAUGCCUGGAUCAAGACAAGGACUACCAGAAUUCCAAAGAGAAAUAUCAAUUUUAUCCAAUAUUCGACAUCGCCAUCUUGUUUCGUUAGUUGGAUUUUGUGAAGAAAAUUCCGAAAUGAUACUUGUCUAUGAGUAUGUUGAAAAAGGUCCACUCAAAGAUCAUCUAUAUGGUUCAGAAGGACUUCAACCUUUGUCUUGGAAGCAGCGUCUCGAGAUAUGCAUAGGUGCAGCUCGAGGUCUACACUAUCUUCACACCGGUUUUACACGAGGAGUCAUCCACCGCGACAUUAAAUCCACCAACAUUUUGCUCGACGAAGAUCAUGUUGCUAAGGUGGCUGAUUUCGGUCUUUCAAGAUCCGGACCUUGUAUUGAUGAAACUCAUGUGAGUACUAAUGUGAAAGGUAGUUUUGGUUAUCUUGAUCCAGAGUAUUUUCGAAUGCAACAACUAACGGAUAAAUCGGAUGUUUAUUCAUUUGGAGUUGUACUUUUCGAGGUUCUUUGUGUUAGACCUGCUGUCGAUCCACAACUUGAUAGGGAACAGGUGAAUUUAGCAGAAUGGGCUCUUAAAUGGCAGAAGAAGGGUAUGUUGGAGAAUAUUAUUGAUCCUUAUCUUGUUGGAAAGAUCAAAGACAGGUCAUUGAAGAAAUUUGGCGAAACAGCAGAGAAAUGUUUGGCCGAAUACGGAGUUGAUAGGCCGUCAAUGGGUGAUGUAUUGUGGAAUUUGGAAUAUUCACUUCAGCUUCAAGAAAGUGGUCAAGAAGUGAAUGCCAUUACUAAUGCAGAAGUGAAUGUAACAUCUACAACAUAAUUCCUUGAAAUCCAUUCUAUUGUUUGGCUAGGCGCAAAGUUUUUUCUCAACUAAUGACUAGUGAAAGAAACUAGAGAUAGGAACUCUCUUAGGCUAUGUUUGGAUAUUUUAAAACAAGCAAAAUGGAAUAAAUUAAAGCUUCCAUUCUAUUGUUUGAGUAUUUUAUAACAAAACUGAACAAAGUUCUCAUUCCAUUCUUAAUGAUGUAGUGUUUCACAUGGUAAAAUAAUUGCAUCAGGCAGUAAAUGUGCUUUUAUUAGAUUUUUUUUUUU